AUGGUGUCACCUCCGGCCUCGUCUGGCCGGGUGCCCGCCGCAGGCGCCUCUUCUCCCUCGCCGGGCCCGGCAGCUCCGCAGCAGCCGUGGCUCGAGGGGGAGCUGCUGGUGCUGCCCAGCCCGCUGCCGCUGCACGUGUGCUGCCCUGUGGCGGGCUGUCCGCGGUCAUACGCGAACCAGGCGCAGACUGCUGUCCGCCACAGCCUGCUGCGACACCUUCGGACGGACUUCCACCCCGGACUGUCGGGCCGGCCGCCGCCGCCACCGGAGCCUACACCGACGCCGUCACCGGAGCCGACACCGCCGCCGGCGCCCGAGGAGGAACGGCUCUCGCCGCCGCCGUCGCCUGGGCCGCUGCCCGAGCGGUGGUGGUCGCCGGCCCAGCCGUCACCGGAGGAGCCGACGUCGCCGCCGCUGGUGUUCCCGGCGCCCUCAUCGGACUCGUCGGGGACUCCAUCGCCGCCGUCGCCACUGGAGCGGCCUGACGCCGAGCGACGGCCCGCCGCCGACGGUGGUGAGCCGCCGCCGACUGGGACUCUGCAGCGUGGUGCCGAGCGCGCUGGACAGUGCUGCGACAAAGUGACAGUGCCGAACGCGAGUGACUCGUCUGUGCCAGUGCCGCCCGCGUUAGUGCCGCCCGCGUUAGUGCCGCCCGUGACAGUGCCGCCCGCGUCAGUGCCGCCCGUGACAGUGUCGCCCGCGUCAGUGCCGCCCGCGCCGGAACCGAGUCCGGCCGCGCCCGUGCCGCCAGUGAUGCCGCCCUCGGCGGAGUCGACGACGCCGGCCUGGCCCUCGCGGCUGCGGCCCCCAUCGUCCGCCUCUCCGGACCCGCGCCCUCGCCCCGGCGUUAACCGCGUCGGUGGAGCGUCGGCGACGACACCGCGCCGGGGCCGCCGCUCGCCUAACCUGACGUCCUCGUGGUUCUGGCUGCGGGGCCCCGGCGUCGGCGCGAGGAGGGAGCCGUCGGCCGACAGCUCGGACUCAUCGCCAGACUCGCCGUCCCCAGCGCCCACGCUGUACCUGCCGCCUAGCUCCAGCUCGUCGGACUCUUCAUCAGCUGCUGGCAGCGAGCCGGCCGCGUCUCCGGGCCGGGCGGCGCGCCGCCGCCGCUACCGAGCCAAGCGCCGAGCGGAGCGCCGCCGCUCGGGCCACGUGGUGCCCGAGGCCGCUCCGCCACUCGCGGGCGCCGGCCCUGAGGUGACGCCCCCGCCCCAGCCCACCCCGCGACCCGAUGCUCCCCCGCCCACCCCGGGACCCGAUGCUCCCCAGCCCACCCCGCCGGCCGGCGCUCCCCCGGCCGAGGCGGCGGCCCCGGCCUCGCGCUCCCGUGCUGGCCGUGGCCGUGGUCGCGGCCGGGGAGGCGCCGCGUCUGCCCGAGCCCAACCCCAGGCCCAGGAGCCCGAGCUUACCGAGCUCCAGAGGCUCUACCUCCCUCGUUUGGAGCAACUUCUAGCUGCCGACGCCGAGUGGGCGGCUUGCGAGGAGGUGCUGACCGCGAUGGUGGCCGAGGCGAGCCGGCGGAACGAAGCCUACCACGCUAAGCGCGCGGAGGAGACGGACCGCCGCCGCCGCCAGCCGCCGCCUGACCGGCAGCGCCUCCGCCGCGACCCGCCCCGGCGGCCCGACCCGGCCGGCCGCCCGGCCGCUGCGCCGGCCCCACCCCCCGGACCCAACCCCGUCCCGGCUCCCCCGGCGGAGGGCGCCGCGCCGCCGCCGCCGCCGCCGGCCGACCGACGCCGCCAGUACCGCCCACCGCAGUACGACCCGGCCGAGGCAAGCCGGCUGCAGCGCCUCUACCGCACCAACCGAGCCCGUGCUAUGAGGGAGGUGCUGGCUGAGGACGGCCCGCGGUGCUCGCUGGACCCCGCCGCUAUUCGCUCUCACUUCUCUCCGUCUCCCACCGCCGACCCUCCCGUGGACUGGGACGCCCGCCCGCCCUGUGUACCGGAGCUCGGGGAAGCCAGUCAAUGCGACGGGCUGACCCGGCCCUUCACUGAGGACGAGGUGUGGCAGCGCCUGCGCUCCGCCGCCAACACGGCGCCCGGCCCUGACGGGCUGCGCUAUGUGGCGUGGCGUGCCCUCGACCCCGGCGCCCGCCUGCUGACUCUGGCAUACAACGUGUGCAAGAGCCACCGGCGGCUGCCGGGCGAGUGGGGCAAGAGCAGCACGGUGCUCAUCCACAAGGGGGGCGACGCCGACGACCCGUCGUGCUGGCGACCCAUCGCCCUCAUCAGCACGAUCGCCAAAGUGUACGCCGGUCUGUGGGCCGACCGGCUCUCCCGUUGGGCGGAAGGGGAAGACCUCCUGUCCCCAGGGCAGAAAGGCUUCCGGCACUAUGACGGAGUAUUGGAGCACAACUUCAUACUCCAGAGUGCACUGACUGCCUCUCGGCGAGCGGCCGGCGGUGAGCUGCACGUUUGCUUUGUCGACCUGACAAACGCAUUCGGCAGCCUGUCGCAUAGUUACCUGUGGGACGUGCUGGCGCGCCUGGGCCUCGAGCCUGAGGUGCUGCUCGCCCUGCAGAGUAUUUAUGACGGCACCACUACCGUCUACGCCACGGCGCGGGGCGUGUCCGAGCCGGCACCAGUCGUGCGAGGCGUGCGUCAGGGCUGUCCGCUGAGCGGCGUCCUGUUCGCCCUUGCCAUGGAGCCGCUUGUACGCGCCCUGAACGGGAUUGACGGCGUCGAGGCGCUCGCCUUUGCCGACGACGUGGCGCUGCUCUGCCGAGACCACCCGGCCCUGGAGAGCGCGCUGACCGCGCUGGAGGAUGUGUGCGCCUGGUGCGGCCUCCAUCCUAAUCCGCGCAAGUCCGGCCUGCUGUCGAUCGUGGUGGGGGAGGGGGGCUCGUACCGGUACCUGGGCCGGCCCGUCGGCCACUCCCGCCUCUCCUGCCCGCCGACCGAGGUGCUGGACGACGCGCGGCGUGCCGCUGAGCGGGUGACGGACAGCGCUCUCGCCCCGUGGCAGAAGCUGGACGCCCUCCGCUCCUGCGUCAUGCCGCGGCUGACGCACUGCCUCCGGCUCGGCCUCCUCCCCAAGACGGCGCUGCGCAGUCUGGACGCUGCAAUUCGGUGGCGGGUGAAGGGCGUCCUGAACCUGCCCUCCCGUGCCAGCGCCGAGUACUUGUACUCUGGCGUGGCGCAGGGCUGUGUCGGCCUUACGGAGCUGGCCGUGGAGGCGGACAUGCUGCUGGUGGCUUCCACCUGGCAGCUGCUCACCUCCCCGGACGAGGCUGUGAGGACGACUGCCGAGGACCAGCUGACAGAGUGCGUGCGCCGCCGCCUCUCCGCCCCGCCCACCGCAGCGCAGGUCGCCGGCUACCUGAACGGCGAGGCCAUGCGCGACGGCGGUGACGUCGCGACCCGGUUCAGCCGGGCGCGUGUCGCCACCAAAGCGCUGGCCAAGCUGGUCGGGAUACGCUGGCAGGCGGCCGACGGCCAGCUGUCUUUGACGCUGGACGGCGAGCCGCUGCCGCGCGGCAAGGCGGCCGCGCUGCUCCGGGACGCCGUCCGCCGCGCCGCCGCAGCCCGCCUGCACACCAAGCCCCAUCAGGGCAAGGUGAUGCGCUGUGUGGCCGACCAGCGCAUCAGCAGCCACUAUAUGUACAACGGUGACUACAUCCGGUUCGCCGAGUGGCGCUUUGUCCACCGAGCGCGCCUGGGGCUGGUGCCUCUGAACGGGGCCCGCCACGGCGCUGCGCCGGGGGACCAGCGCUGCCGGCGCUGUGGACACGCCAGCGAGACCCUGCCCCACGUGCUGUGUCACUGCAUGCAGCGGCAUAGCGUGGCCUACCAGCGGCGCCACGACGCUCUCCUGGCUCGCCUGGCGAACGCGGUCCGGCGGGACGGAGUCGACGUCCGAGUUAACCGACAGGUGCCGGGCGUGCAGUCCACGCUGCGCCCCGACCUGGUGGUCACUCGUGACGGCGGCGCCACCGUCGUGCUCGCCGACGUCACGGUGGCCUUUGAGAACGGCCCCGAGGCCCUGCAAGCCGCCAGCGACGCCAAGGUGCGCAAGUACGCGCCCCUUGUCGCGGAGCUGCGAGCAGCGGGUAAGGAGGCCAGCGUCGUUGCUCUGGUGGUUGGCCCGCUGGGCACGUGGUGGCGGGGCAACGAGGUGGUGCUGCGCCGGCUCCGCGUCAGUCGUGCCUACGCCCGCCUCAUGCGCCGCCUGAUGGUGUCCGACACGCUGCGGUGGUCCCGUGAUGUGUACAUCGAGCACAUCACGGGCCACCGCCAGUAUCAAUAG
This is a messenger RNA of Amphibalanus amphitrite, 4248 nucleotides long. RefSeq lists its product as uncharacterized. Bases 1 to 4248 code for a protein of 1415 amino acids. The transcript is spliced from 4 exons. The record is from RefSeq and is a predicted model, not a curated record. NCBI's taxonomy places the organism in Eukaryota, Metazoa, Arthropoda, Thecostraca, Balanomorpha, Balanidae.